CCAGCACUGAAUCAAAAAGCCCUUCUGGUAGUAGCAAUUACGAUCCUGAACUAUCCAAUUGAUCGCAAACAUGAGCCAACCGAUUGGAUUGACAACGAUCCCCAGGCUGCUGCCUGUCACGGGCACGUUCGCGCUCCCUUUUACGAUCUACUACGCAUUUCUUAGCCUUCGCGUCGUCAACGAGCGUGUGAAAUCCAAGCAAUACUUGGGCGAAAACUCCUCAAAGCCUGGAGCGGAUCCCGAAUCAUACAAAGCUAAUGCACUUUACCUUGCCGGCCGUUCGCACAUCAAUUACAUCGAGAACGUGCCGCUUGCUUUUAUCCUUGCUUCGUUGAUUGAGGUCAACGGUGGCAACCGCAAAACACUAAGCUGGCUGCUCGGGAGCUUCUUCGCCUUCCGCGUGCUGCACGCCGAGCUUGGAAUUAUGAAGCCCCGAGGCAUGGGCAAGGGCAGGCCCAUCGGCUAUUUCGGUAGCAUCGGCGUUCUUGGUGCUUUGGCCGGCUACGGGGCUUUCUUGGUAAAGGGAUAUUGGGGACACUGAUUCAAUCUUUACUUGCCACCUUUCCAUUUAUCGAGCUUGUAGAUGGGUUGAAUUCAAGGAAGGAUGAGAAGGAUUCAAAGCGAGUCGUUUUACCUUGCAAUGUUGCGAGGGUUGCCGCUGUGCCCAGAACUUUUCUCCUCACUAAUACUGUAUCGCGGGGUCAAGCGAGAUCAAUAGUGCUGAGAACUGGAGAAUCAAGUAUUAGAAACAUCCUCGUGUACGGAUGCUUCGUAUGACUUAAUAUGAAUUUCAGCUAGUAACAUAGGCUCGGCAUUCCUGGUUAUCUCAAGUCAGCAUCGGUAAUCAAGUCUUGAUUCCUGCGCAUCAGUCAUACAAACUAUCAGCCAGGAUAGUUCAUCGGAAAUGUUAG
Messenger RNA from Colletotrichum phormii, 911 nucleotides. Its product is annotated as membrane-associated, eicosanoid/glutathione metabolism protein. Gene Ontology annotation, cellular component: membrane. Bases 71 to 541 code for a protein of 156 amino acids. Lineage: Eukaryota; Fungi; Ascomycota; Sordariomycetes; Glomerellales; Glomerellaceae. The record is from RefSeq and is a predicted model, not a curated record. The transcript is spliced from 2 exons.